AGAGAAAAUGAGCAAGCGAAUGGGAGAGAGGAAAAGAGAAAAAGAGCGAGAAAGAAAAUGAGUGUAACAUAUUACUUUCUUUAUCGUUGAUAGGCUGACAGAUAAAUUUUUUUUAUUUACGUGAACAACUGCAGCGGAAAAGACACAAAAGCCGGACAUUUGUUGAGAGUAUAUUUAUUCAAGUGAUAGUAUUUGAUAAAGUGUUGUGUUUGUUCUGUAAUCUUAGGUUAUAUUCGCGUACAACAUAGCACUUCACAUUAUCUUAUGUUGAAAUCAAGGAGAGCGAAAGUGAUAAUAAUGAUGAUGUCGUGAGUGGCGUAUGGAUACUUUUCGUUCCUGGGCGAUUGACGUAUUCAAUAAUUCUCAGAACAGAAUGGUUCGCUAAUAAUUUCUCUAUGCUCGAGAUUUUAUAACAGAGCGAAAAUCUUUUAUUUUAGGAAUAUGACACGCUCCCAUGUAAAGUAUCAAAUUGCUAGAAAUGAUGUUGAUACAUCCGAAUACUUGCCACAAAAUGUUCCAGAUUUCCAAAAUGUAACGAAGCCAGAAUCUACAUUUUGGAGAAAAGCAUUCCAUGUGUUUUUAUUGAUCUCUGCUUACUUUAUUUUGUCAAUAGGCCUUACAUUUUAUAAUCCAUGGCUUUAUAAUACAUAUGGAUUUAAUUUUCCACUUGGAGUAGUGGUUUGUCAUUUAGUCAUAAAGUUUGCACUAUCUGCGUUAAUAAGAUGCAUUAGAAGAUGUUACAAUGAUAAACGGAUAAAUCUUCCAUGGCAGAAUAUAAUUUAUUCAAUAAUGGUACCUGGUAUAGCUAGCGGUGUUGAUAUUGGUUUAUCAAAUUGGGCCCUUUCAUUAAUUUCGAUAUCUUUAGUCACUAUGACCAAAUCAACCACUAUUAUAUUUAUUCUUGGAUUUUCUCUUCUAUUCAAAUUAGAGAAAAAGUCAUGGUCUUUAGUAGGAAUAGUAGUAAUGAUAGCAGGAGGACUGGCGAUGUUCACUUAUAAAUCUACCCAAUUCGUCAUUCUUGGAUUUAUAUUGUGUCUUGUAGCGUCAUUUGCGAGUGGUAUUCGAUGGACUAUGACACAACUCAUUAUGCAAAGAUCCAAACUUGGUCUUCACGAUCCGAUAGACAUGAUGUAUUACAUGCAGCCUUGGAUGCUAUUACCCGCGAUAUCAGUGACUUUAUGGUUUGAAGGUGGAAGAAUAUACGACGGUAUUAGAAUUACCGAUUGGGACAAUAUCGGUAGCGUGUUUUUGACUGCGAGUGCUGUAGUAGCAGGUGCCAUUUUAGCAUUUAGUAUGGAAGUGAUGGAAUUCUUAGUUGUUACUUAUACCUCUAGUCUGACAUUGUCGAUCUCAGGAAUAUUUAAGGAAAUAUGUACAUUAGCGUUGGCCUUUGUAUUGAAAGGUGAUCAAAUGACUGGCCUUAAUUUUGUAGGAUUGUUAAUGUGCGUUGGUGGUAUAAUACUUCAUGUUGUCCAAAAAGUGUUACUUACCAGAAAGAAAGUAAUUGAUAAUAUGGAAUUGCAAUCGAAAACGCCGAGCAACAGUGCUAAACACGAAGAAGGAACUGAUUCAAAUAUGCCGUUAUUGACAGAAAAGUCAACGUCUUUAAUGAAUCUUCUUAAUGCCGAGUUUAGCUCGGAUGAGGAUGGUAAUUUGAAGGAAGGUGAUAACUCGUCCCAGAUACUGUCUGACAUUUUGCAGCGCAGAGAACAGUGAUACAUCGUGCUUUGAGACUUGAAGAAUUUUUAUUAAGAAGAAUGUUCCAAAUAAUAUACAUUUAUAGUUUAUAGCAUUUUAUAUUUUUCCAGUGUAAAUUUUACGACCAAUUAUCAAAUUAUUAAUAUCAUAAAUUUUACAACACAAAUUUGUCUUAUAAAAUUUAAUAUACCAGAACAAAAUUUUUAACGGUCAAUAAAAACUGAGAAAAGUUGAAAUGUAGAAGUGAGCAGGAAAAAUCCAAAAAAGUAAAAACAUCAAAGAAUUUAUUAAAUAUAUUAAAACAAAAUUAAAUUACUAUGACAUCUACUAUUACUAUAACAUCAACUUUUUUUUACUUUCUCUUUCAAAAUUAUUAAAUAGAAUUAAAAAAUAAAAAUCAGAAAAUAUUUUUUUCUGCUUUGCAUACAAAUUCUACAGAAGUGACAUUACAGAUUUUAACUUUUAACAUUAAAAAGUUAUAGUCUUAGAUCUCUUUUAAGUCACGGUCCACUUCACGCAAAUGCUACGAAGCUUUUUUGAUUGAUCAGUUAACAAAAUUCUUUGUUCUCAAUUAAAUGUUUCGAGCCACUUGUAGUAUCAAGUAGACUACAGCCUCAAUCAUCUUUUAAAAUUCUAAAUAUUUGUUCGAUCUCUUUCUCUCUCUCUCUCUCUCUCUCUCUCUCUCUCUCUCUCUCUCUCUUUCUCUCUGCGACAUUCAAUGCAUCACGAAAAAUUUAAUUAAUAAUGUAAUAUGUGUUUACUGUAAAAUAUAUUAGAUGUAAUAUAUACUUCUAUAUAUUAUCAUUGCAUAAAAAUAAGACGAAUAUUGUAAAAGAUCGCAAAGUACAAAAAUGAAAGUGUGAAAUGGAUUUGUCACGCGUAUUAAUAUUGAUAGAAAAAUGUCACUAUGUAAAUGAAGGCUUAUUGAUCAUUAUUAUUAAGAAGGUUAAUCGGAAAAAUUCGGUGGGUGCAAAAAACAUCAUGGUAAAUUUCGAUAAAUUUUUACUCUUCUGGACUUUACUUUAUCUAAUGUAAUGGCAAAAAUUGUAAAUGAUUAAUACAUAAUAUUAAAUAUAUUUAUAUAAUUUUAUGCAAAUAGAUUUUUUUAUUUUAAUUAGUAAAUCAUACUAAUUACUAUAGUUUGAAGAAAAAUAAAUUCAAUCAAUAUCCAGAUAACACA
Molecule: messenger RNA, 2878 nt
Organism: Solenopsis invicta (red fire ant)
Lineage: Eukaryota; Metazoa; Arthropoda; Insecta; Hymenoptera; Formicidae
Product: solute carrier family 35 member C2
Exons: 8
Coding region: 442-1716 (424 amino acids)
Biological process (GO): UDP-glucose transmembrane transport
Cellular component (GO): endoplasmic reticulum-Golgi intermediate compartment; Golgi apparatus; cis-Golgi network
Molecular function (GO): antiporter activity
Source: RefSeq, a predicted model, not a curated record